Molecule: messenger RNA, 2404 nt
Organism: Lolium perenne
Lineage: Eukaryota; Viridiplantae; Streptophyta; Magnoliopsida; Poales; Poaceae
Source: RefSeq, a predicted model, not a curated record
ACUACUGCAAGUUAUGGGUAUCUUCCUACCUCUCCACCACCUGCCUCUCCUCCUUCUCCUCCCUCUCGCCCUGAUCUUCCUGCUAGUCGCCACCGCAGACUCCGACUCCGUCACACUGAACAUCACCAACCAAUGCUCCUACACCGUGUGGCCAGCCGCUUUACCGAUGGGCGGCGGCAUGCGGCUUGAUCCAGGGAAGACAUGGACUCUCAACAUACCCACUGAUCCCUUCAGAGGGCAUGUGUGGGCACGCACAGGGUGUUCAUUUGACCACCAAGGCAAUGGGUCGUGCAAGACAGGCGACUGUCGCGGAUUGCUAAACUGCACGAGCGAUGGUACGCCACCAUUCACGGCUGCUGAUUUCUCGCUCAAUCAGUAUGACAACAACAGUUUCUUCGACAUCUCCCUUUACCAGGGCUUCAACGUACCCAUGGAGUUCCUGCCAAUACAGGUCAAGGGCAGCCCGGGGUGCAGCAAGGGGCCCCGCUGUGCGGCCAACAUAACAUCACAGUGCCCAAGCGAGCUCAAGGCGCCGGGAGGCUGCAACAGCUCAUGUACGGGAUGUUCAUUUGACAAAUACUCAGCCUUCUUUAUGCGUAUGUGCCCGGAGGCAUUAAGCUACUCUAUCAAUGCUCCCACAGAUACUGCAUUCAGUUGUCCGUUCGGAACGAACUACCAGCUCAUCUUCUGCCCACUGCUCAAUCUAACGACUUCACCUCCAAGUCCUGACUCAAUUGCUACUGGGACAUCAAGAACAAGACACUCAGCUUUGAUUGCAACUUCAGCUUCAGUAGGGAGUUUUAUUUUGAUCACAUUCAGCUUUUUUGUCGUAUAUAAACGACAAACACGACAACACCCAAAGAUAGAGGAUGAUGAGGAAGAUUUUGGAAACCUACAAGGAACACCAAGGAGGUUCACGUUUCAACAGUUAGAAGUAGGGACCAAGCAAUUCAAAGACAAACUUGGGCAGGGAGGAUUUGGGUCUGUUUUUGAGGGACAGCUAGGUGAGGAAAAGGUUGCAGUAAAACGUUUGGAUCGAGCUGGUCAGGGAAAAAGAGAAUUCUUGGCAGAGGUUCAAACAAUUGGCAGCAUUCAUCAUAUCAACCUGGUGAGGCUGUUUGGUUUCUGUGCAGAGAAAUCUCACAGGCUCUUGGUUUAUGAGUAUAUGUCAAAUGGAUCAUUGGACAAGUGGAUCUAUUAUCGAAACGACAAUACUGCUCCUCUGUUAGAAUGGAAGGUACGAUGCAAGAUUAUCACACACAUAGCUAAAGGUCUCUCUUAUCUUCAUGAGGAGUGCAUGAAGAGAAUUGCACAUUUGGAUGUCAAACCACAAAAUAUCCUUUUAGAUGGUGAUUUCAAUGCUAAACUUUCUGAUUUUGGUCUGUGUAAGCUCAUUGAUAGGGAUAUGAGCCAAGUUGUUACUAGAAUGAGAGGUACACCUGGAUAUUUAGCUCCUGAAUGGUUGACAUCACACAUCACGGAGAAGGCCGAUGUCUAUAGCUUUGGCGUUGUGGUCAUGGAAAUUGUCAGCGGAAGAAAGAACCUUGACACUUCCCGGUCAGGAGAGAGCCUCCAUCUUAUUACUCUCCUGGAGGAAAAAGUGAAGAACGAUGACUUGGUCGAUUUGAUUGACAAGAAUAGCGACGACAUGCAAGCACACAAGCAAGAUGUAGUUCAGAUGAUGAAACUUGCAAUGUGGUGUUUGCAAAUUGAUUACCAAAGAAGGCCUAAAAUGUCUGAGGUAGUCAAAGUCUUGGAAGGUACCAUGGAUGCAGAGAGCGAUAUAGAUCAUAACUUCGUUGCAACAAAUGAAGUACAUUUUGGUUUUGCUAGAAAUGUGAACUCCUCAGUUCCACCUGUAGCCUCAGAUAUAUCAGGUCCCAGGUGAAAUGGGACCACCCCAGCAAGACAGCCAACAAGAUUAUGAAGAGAAAAUGUUCUAAAAGCUAAAGACUUGUGAAGUUGCUUCAGAAGCCCCUUGUCUUGACUUAAUUUACCUGCACAAUAUUUACGUUGUAUGUUCUACAAUAGACGAACUCCUUUUUCUUCUUUCGUGUUUUCAGUUUCUCUCUGUAAUGCAGAUCUGUCUCUAGUUAUUCUAGUUGAAAUUAAUAGCAGGUACCUAAAUGCUCCGAGCUCAAUAAAGCAGAGUACUGGACUGCAUGAAAGAAAUCUGGAAAGUCGAGGGAGUAUCUAAAACGGAAAUAAUCAGAAGCCAGAAGUAAACUUUCAAGGUCUCCCAGUUUCCACUAUGUUUUUUAUUAUGUAGGUAGUGUUGUGCUUACUAAUGCUCAUUGUAUAUGGGCAUUUGAUUUGAUUUGUCCGACUUAGCAUGUCAUCAUGUUCGCAAGUUUAUACAUGAGAAGUCAGUCAAGGAAUACUUUCCUGCUCAUGGAAACAUCAA